CAUUGGGAGGGAGAAGGGAUAUAAAUAUUAAUUCACAUUUUACGAACCAUGUACAAACCAGAGAAAGUAAUGGUUCACAUAUGGAAGAGUUUGUAGCACGAGAAAUGGUUCUUGAUUCCAAUGAAUUAAAUUUACAAUCACAGCAGUUACACGAAGACUUGAUGCGCCUCAAACAACAGCAGCAGCUGCAGAAACAGAUGCUGAUAGACCAUUUUAAUAAACAGCAGCAAGAGUUGGCUAAACAACAUGAGAAACAAAUACAGGAACAUUUGCAGACACAAAGGAUACUGCAGUUGCAGAAAGAGAAAGAGCUGUUAGAACAACAGGCAAGGCUUCAAGAGCAGCAACGGAGAGAUCAAGAAAGACAGCGGCAAGAACUUCUGAUGAAGAAGAAGGAUAAGCCUGAAGGGCAUGGAAGUGCUAAUGCAUCCAGUGAAGUGAAACAGAGGUUACAGGAAUUUGUACUCAGUAAAAAACAACGUGAGGCUGCAGCAAAUAUGAAUCAUUCCCCGCCACAUCCUUUUAGAAAUUGGGCUGUUCAUCAUAGUUCAUUGGAACAUCAUUCUCCACCACACAGUGGUGUAUCACCUCCAUAUCAGCAUACAGUACUCGGCCAGUAUGAUAAUACAUUUCCACUCAGAAAAACCGCAUCUGAUUCCAACCUGAAAGUGCGGUCGCGUUUGAAAGAAAAAGUAACUGAACGACGGAGCAGUCCAUUGUUGAGGCGGAGAGAUGGUCCCUGCAGUUUGAAACGCAAACCUUUAUCAAUUGACACAACCUUAUGUAAUAGUGCACCCGGUUCAGGUCCUAGCUCACCUCAGAGUGGUGGAGUACCUGCUACAUUGGAUAAUGGUGGUAAUGGCAAUUCACCUGUCAUGUCUGCAGAGCAUGAUCUUGGCAGUUAUCCAUUAAUGAUGAAGAAAAUGUUAGGACCAAAUGAGGUCAAUUUAUACACUUCGCCGUCACUGCCUAACAUCUCUUUAGGAUUACCAGCUUCAGCUUCAGCUACUUCUACACAUACUCCACAACCAGUCACAAGUACAAUAACUCAAUCUGCUGCUCAGGCAGGUAUUAGUAAUGAAGUACUAUUAGCAUCAAGGUUAGGGAACCCAUUAGCUGCUGGUCAUGUUUUACAGACUGGUUAUUUUGCACCAUUGUCUCAUGGUGGUAAUGGUGAUUUAAAUAAUUCGUUUCCGCCCACCAAUCCAGCUUUUGUCCAGGCCCAAUUAAAAGCCCUAGAACAAGCAGGUAUUGCUGCACCACCAAUCAACCCAUUGAUUGCAACUGGUCUUGGAACCACCGUCCAUCCUCAUACACUGAGUGGCAUUCCUGUGGCUGAUAGCAACACUACUGCAGGGAUCAGUAGCGGACUAGUGGCCCAUGCUAGAUUAAUACGAUCCGGUCACAGGCCCCUAGGCAGAACACAAUCUGCCCCUUUACCAACAAGCCAGCAUAUACAACAAUUCCAGCAACAACAACAGAUGUUACUUCAACAACAGCAUCAACAGUUUUUACAAGAGAAACAAAAAUACAUACAGAUGCAGCAACCGGCACUUUUAAAGCAAGUGCAAAUGCGAAAGCAGUUAAGAAGAGAAAACCAUGUGGAGGAGAGUCCGGAAGAAGCAGAGGAAGAUGCAGCAGCCGCAGCGCAGGAUGCUGAGAUGAAAGACACUCCAGUGUCGCCAACGGUUACCAAACCUCCAGUCAUUACAGACUCUAGAAUAUCACCAAGUCAUUCAAGUCAGGAGAAUCGGUCCUCACCGCCACCCCUUCUUCUACAACAACAACAACAGCAUCAUCCCUCAAUGACGACAAUAUCACUGAGUCCAUUAACUGUGGAAAUUAAACAAGAACCUAUUGAUAUUGAUGAAGAGAAGCUGAAGAUGGUGCAUAAGGAACAAGAGGAAAUAGAAAAACAACAUCACUUUGGUAAACUUCGACACGGUCCAACUAAAGCUGCUACAGUGACUGGGUGUAUACCAGUGAAUCCAUUAACGAGGCUAUCGCAUUGUCAUCGACCGCUAUCUCGAGCUCAAAGCUCACCAGCUGCAGCAUCAUUCCAUUUAUCGACAGACUCAUCUCAGUAUUGUCCUGGUGACUCACCGGUCAAACACAUGUUUACUACAGGGUUAGCAUAUGAUAGUUUAAUGCAGAAGCAUCAAUGUACAUGCGGUAAUAAUGCCUUACAUCCAGAACAUGCAGGCAGAUUACAAAGUAUAUGGGCUAGGUUUCAAGAAACGGGAGUUAUUUCAAGAUGUGAGAAGGUAAAAUCUAGAAAAGCCACAUUGGAUGAAAUUCAGACUUGCCAUAGCGAAGGGUACACUUUAUUUUAUGGAACGAAUCCACUUAAUAGACAGAAAAUAGACAGUAAAAAACUUGGUGAGUAAAGGACUUGUAAACUUAAUUUCCGAAAAAGUGUGUUUUAAUUUAUCUCUUGUCUUCAAAUUCAUUUUUAAUCAUCUUCAAUUUGUUUGUUUUUCCAGGCUGUAGGUUGCGUGAUAGAACUUUCAUUUAGAGUAGCCGCAGGAGAAUUGAAGAAUGGUUUCGCCGUAGUGCGACCUCCGGGUCACCAUGCUGAACCAACUCAAGCCAUGGGAUUCUGUUUUUUCAACUCUGUAGCCAUUGCAGCAAAACAACUCAGACAAAAACUGAAAUUAGACAAGAUACUUAUUCUUGACUGGGAUGUCCAUCAUGGUAACUCAACUCAAAAUAUUUUUUAUGAUGAUCCUCAUGUUUUAUACAUAUCAAUGCAUCGGCAUGAUGAGGGCAAUUUCUUCCCAGGAACAGGAGCACCUGAUGAGUGUGGCCAGGGUUCAGGGGUAGGAUUCAACGUGAAUGUAGCAUUUAAGGGAGGAGUGGAAUUACCAAUGGGAGAUGCAGAGUACAUAGCAGCUUUCAGGACGGUUGUGAUGCCAAUUGCCAAGGAGUAUUCUCCAGAUAUCAUACUAGUGUCGUCAGGUUUUGAUUCCGCACUGGGACAUCCACCACCUCUAGGUGGAUAUCAAGUCAGUCCUUCAUGUUUUGGAUGGAUGACUAGACAACUGAUGACAUUAGCAGGUGGUAGGGUGGUAGUGGCUUUAGAAGGUGGAUACGAUUUAGCAGCUAUAUGUGACUGUUCCGAAGUCUGUGCUUUAACUUUACUUGGAGAUGAUGUUGCUCCACUCUCGGAAGAUGCCAAGCACGCUAUACCGAAUAGGAAUGCGUUGGUGUCACUGCAACGAAUAAUCUCAAUUCAGUCUAAAUACUGGGCAAGUGUUCAGCGAUGGAGCAAUACGGUGUCGUAUUCCCUGGUGGAAGCACAGAAGAGAGAGGAGGAGGAGGCAGACACAGUAUCGGCAUUGGCGUCAUUAUCAAUGGGUGUGCAAUCAACAGAUACAGAGGGAUCAGAACCAAUGGAAGAAGAAGACUCUCCUUCAUAA
Messenger RNA from Saccoglossus kowalevskii, 3419 nucleotides. RefSeq names its product histone deacetylase 4-like. Gene Ontology annotation, molecular function: histone deacetylase activity. The record is from RefSeq and is a predicted model, not a curated record. Gene Ontology annotation, biological process: negative regulation of transcription by RNA polymerase II. NCBI's taxonomy places the organism in Eukaryota, Metazoa, Hemichordata, Enteropneusta, Harrimaniidae.